CUUCACACCCAACCAAACAACCAACUCCUUCUCUCACCACCAUGCCUUACAACUGCUGCCUACCCAACAUCAGCUGCCGGACGAGCUGCUCCUCCAGGCCCUGCCUGCCUCCCAGUUGCCAUGGCUGCACCCUUCCAGGGGCCUGCAACAUCCCUGCCAAUGUGGGCAACUGUGGAUGGUUCUGUGAAGGUGCCUUCAAUGGCAAUGAGAAGGAGACCAUGCAGUUCCUGAAUGACCGCCUGGCCAACUACCUGGAGAAAGUGCGCCAGCUGGAGAGGGAGAAUGCUGAGCUGGAGGGUAGGAUCCGGGAGUGGUGCCAAGAGCAGGUCCCCUACGUGUGCCCAGACUACCAGUCCUACUUCAGGACCAUUGAGGAGCUCCAGCAGAAGAUCCUGUGCACCAAGGCAGAGAAUGCCAGGCUCGUGGUGCAGAUUGACAAUGCCAAGCUGGCUGCUGAUGACUUCAGGACCAAGUAUGAAACUGAGCUGUCUCUGCGCCAGUUAGUGGAAUCUGACAUUAAUAGUUUACGCAAGAUCCUAGAUGAGCUGACCUUGUGCAAGGCUGACCUAGAGGCCCAGGUGGAGUCUCUGAAGGAAGAGCUAAUCUGUCUCAAGAGGAAUCAUGAGGAGGAAGUCAACACCCUGCGCUGUCAGAUUGGAGAUAGGCUCAAUGUGGAGGUGGAUGCUGCCCCCACUGUGGACCUCAAUAGGGUGCUGAAUGAGACCAGGUGUCAGUAUGAGACCCUGGUGGAGAACAAUCGCAGGGACGUGGAGGAAUGGUUCACCACUCAGACAGAGGAACUGAACAAACAGGUGGUAUCCAGCUCUGAACAGUUACAGAAUUGCCAGGCAGAGAUCAUCGAAUUGAGACGCACUGUCAACGCUCUGGAGAUUGAGUUGCAGGCCCAACACAACCUGAGAGAUUCCUUGGAAAAUACCCUGACAGAGACUGAGGCCCGUUAUAGCUCCCAGCUGUCCCAGGUACAGUGUAUGAUCACCAAUGUUGAAGACCAGCUGGCUGAGAUCCGAGGUGACCUAGAGAGGCAAAACCAGGAAUACCAAGUGCUUCUGGAUGUUCGGGCCCGGCUAGAGUGUGAAAUCUCCACAUAUCGGGGUCUGUUGGAGAGUGAAGAUUGCAAGCUUCCCUGCAACCCCUGUGCUACAACCAACGCUUGCAGCAAACCCAUUGGUCCCUGCCCAAUCAGCAAUCCUUGUGUCCCAUGUGCCCCUUGUGUCCCAUGUGCCCCUUGUGUCCCCUGCACACCUUGUGCCCCUCGUUCACGAUGUGGCCCCUGCAACUCCUUUGUUUGCUAAAAGAGGUGAAAAGAAGAAAAGGUUAAGUGCUUCUAACCAAUUCAGAGCCCUGUUCAUAUCAGUGGAAUUCUCUGAGACAGGGAGGAAACAUUAGAAAUAUUCACUCCCUUUAAGUAGACCUUUCAGUGCUAUUGUUAAAGGUUCUGGCUUUCCAGAAAUCUGGAAACUCAAGUGUCAUAUUCUGCUCUUUUAAAAAUUGAUUUUCCCACUGCCUCAGAAUCUGUUUUAAGUAUGAGAGGCACUCCUUUGUAACUUGCUAAUAAACUGACUUUCUUUUGG
Molecule: messenger RNA, 1592 nt
Organism: Monodelphis domestica (gray short-tailed opossum)
Lineage: Eukaryota; Metazoa; Chordata; Mammalia; Didelphimorphia; Didelphidae
Product: keratin, type I cuticular Ha3-I
Biological process (GO): epithelial cell differentiation; intermediate filament organization
Cellular component (GO): cytoskeleton
Molecular function (GO): structural molecule activity
Source: RefSeq, a predicted model, not a curated record